Vespa velutina is the source of this 8977-nucleotide messenger RNA. It is a transcript of the gene Mnn1, whose product is annotated as menin. Lineage: Eukaryota; Metazoa; Arthropoda; Insecta; Hymenoptera; Vespidae. Bases 330 to 2186 code for a protein of 618 amino acids. Gene Ontology annotation, molecular function: chromatin binding; Y-form DNA binding; transcription cis-regulatory region binding. The record is from RefSeq and is a predicted model, not a curated record. The transcript is spliced from 5 exons. Gene Ontology annotation, biological process: negative regulation of cell cycle; regulation of transcription by RNA polymerase II; negative regulation of cell population proliferation. Gene Ontology annotation, cellular component: chromatin; histone methyltransferase complex; nucleus.
UAAAUGUUAACUAUGAUUCGUUAGUCUCCUUGGAUAUUCUAUUUUGUUUUAAUAACGAACGACCCCAAUUGGAUAUGAACGAAAGUUAUAAAGAUAUUGUAUGUUGAAAAUACUUUUGUGAUUUUUGGGGAAAAGGUAUGUAAAGGUUAAAUCGCGCAUUAUAUACAAGAAAACGCGACCAAAGGUCGGUUUCUUGAAGAAACAGUGGAAACACUCCUAGUGGCGGCGCGCCGCCAGAAUAUAGUGUUGCGGUUUUUCUCGUACGGAAAUGUGAAAAUUUUCGUAUUACAACAAGAAAAUCAAAGGCGAUUAGCGUGUGCCGUUGGUCGAUGGUAAAAGGGAUCAGAAGGCCUGCCAGUUACGACAUGGCGGGUUUUCGAGAAGAGGAUAAAGCACUCUUCCCGAUCCAGAGCAUCUCUUCGAUCGUUCAGAUCUUCCAAAAUCAACUGGAAAAUAACUCGGAGCCGGACCUCGCGCUACUUUCGAUUCUCGUCGGAGCUGUUGAGAAUUCCCUAACCUGUAACCGGACAUUUACGUCGCAGGAGAGCACUGUUUACGACGAGCCUAAAUUGCCGGCCGUCGAGUAUCAUAUAGCCGAAGCAUUAUAUACUAAAUUCCACGCUGUUAUUAAAGGAGCUGUCGAUCUUACGGUUUACGACACUAAAUACGCUACGCGUGAGCUUAUCAAAAAAGUCUCCGAUGUUAUAUGGAACUCACUAACGAGAAGCUAUUACAAGGAUCGAGCUCAUCUACAGAGCCUCUACAGUUAUCUUACCGCAAAUAAAUUGGAUUGUUUUGGAGUUGCUUAUGCAGUAGUCGCUGGUUGUCAAGUGUUAGGGUUUAAAGAUGUGCAUCUUGCUAUGUCAGAGGACCACGCAUGGGUCGUAUACGGAGAGCAUGGUUCUGAAACUGCAGAGGUUACAUGGCACGGGAAGGGAAAUGAGGAUAAACGUGGGCAACCCGUUGAACCUGGUGUAGCUUCUCGAUCGUGGUUGUAUGUAAAUGGUCAGGCAGUUGUAUGUUCUCGUGCUAUGGAAGUUGCCACAAUAGUAUCUGCUAUAAAUCCUAGUCUGAGCGCGACAGCAGAUGCGGCCGAAGUAGCGUUACUUCAACAAGAAUUAUUAUGGUUACUCUAUGAUUUGGGUCAUCUUGCCAAAUAUCCUAUGGCGCUUGGUAAUUUGGGUGAUUUAGAAGAAGCUGCGCCAACACCAGGAAGACCUCCUGCAAUAGAUUUGUUUCAGGAAGCCGUAAGAUGUGCAAGGAAGUAUUAUGGAAAUGCGCACGUUUAUCCAUAUACUUAUCAAGGUGGAUAUCUUUAUAGACAUGGAUUACAUGCUAAUGCUUUAGCGUCUUGGUCAGAUGCUGCAGAUGUAUUGAGAAAAUACGAUUAUUCGCGGGAUGACGGAGAAAUAUAUAAGGAAUUAUUGGAAAUUGCUAAUGAAUUAAUACCGCACACGGUAAGGGCCGACGAACGACUGUUACGACAGCCACGGUGCUUCGUGUAUCUUCUAAGAUUUUACGACAGUAUUUGUCAAUGGGAAGAAGGGGCAAAUACUCCUGUUCUGCACAUAGGUUGGGCACGACCGUUAGUGAAUACAAUCUCUAAAUUCGAUGCUUCGAUCCGUGCUCAGGUUGUCAUCGAAUGUUACGAUAUGGAGACGAAGCAAGAGGAAGAAAAAAUGCAAAAGAGAGAAACGAGUCCCGAGGAGACUCUUAACAAUAAUAAUAAUAAUUAUUGUAAAACGAAGGAAAGGGGCAAUGCCGCACGUGAUUUAAUCAAAAGUUUGGAGUCUAAAGUACCGGCUAAUCCAGCACCGAUGCAUCCCAGUAUUCAAGCGUUAACAGCUGCCUGCAGUGAAAAAAUCCUCAACAGGGAUUAUUUGCUACAAGGUGGUGGUGAACCAUUCGUCGCUCCUCCUGAGGAUACCUUACCUCCAGCGCCAUCAACUUCCCAGGAAAGUCUAGAUCCUGAGGAGGAGGUUGAUUCUGAAAAUGAAAGGCCAAGAAUAACUUUGUACAGUCAAAAAAUGAAGGGUCUGAAGGAUCUCCUCCUAGCUGAGAAAUUAAACACGCAUGCUAUUUCGUUGCAAUUAACCGCACAAAGUCAGGUACAAAUAGGUAAGAAGUCACGCGGUAGCGACGAGGUAGGAGUCAAUCAGCGUCCGAAGAGGACGCGACGCGAAUAGUAUAAAAUCUUUGACCACCGUUUUGGUCUAGUUAAGUAUUGAAACAUGUUAACCCGUUCUAUAUCUCGUCUUUUACGAACAACGAGGAGUAACGGGAAACGUGAUUAAAGAUACACAACGGUGGUCUGUACUUGCCGUCGAAAUGAAAGAAAAGAAAGAAAGAUAGAAAGAAAAAAAAAAAAAAGAAAAAGAAACACAAAUCAGAAGGAAAAAAGGAAAAGUCUUCGCUCUUAUAAUUUCCUUGUGUUUUUUCGAAGUGAAUUCUCUGAGUUGAUUAUUUUUCGAAAGAGAAAAAUCGUGAUGAAUUUUGUGCUGCUUGAUUUUACAUUCUCUCAUUUAAAGCCGAGUCGAUGAGAACUUUGUCGUUUUAGAGAUAGGUAUAGUAGAUAUGAACAAAAUUUAUAGAAAAGUACAAAAAAGUUCUCCCCCAUCCCACCCCCUUAUUUAAGUUAAAUACCGAUAAUUGCGAGUACUUGAGUUUUCGUGUCUUCGUGAAAAGAAAAGAAAGAGAUAAAAAUGAAGGUAUUUUACACGCCUUAGACGUGUGUAUUCUUUCAUUCUUCCACGGUGUUAAAAAAAAAAAAAGAAAAAAAAAAAAAAAAAAAAAAAAAAAAAAAAAAAAAAAAAAACAAACAAACAACAAAAAGAAGAAAAAAGAAGAUAUCUUUCCUUAUCGUACGUUGGAGAAAAAAAAUGAAUCGAAUAUCGUACCUAAUUCUAUUAUUAUAGGACACUCAGAUUUUUUCCUUCAGUACGAUUAUUUAUUCUAUUAACGACAUAAUAACGAUUUAUCGAGGCGCGAAUCGAUCGAUAUUCGGUAUUCGUCGUUUCUCACAUGUCUAACUUUCUUGUUGCACUAUUAUUUAUUGAUUCACGUUUUUUCUAUUGAAGCUAUUGCACUAUGAAUGAUUACAAUUGACAAGUUGUCGUUAAUGUUUUUUAAAUAGUAGUUGAAACUUUUGUUAGAAUUACGCUUCUAUGGUCUAGUAAGAAAAACCACACAUUCCACUCUGUACGUGGUGCAAACUAAUUAAGUUUUACCUAAGGUAUUUUAAGCAUAAAAUGUUCGCUUAUUUUUAUAACUAUUUAUUUUCAGAAGUAAUUAUAAGUACCUAUUCGUAGUACUCUGUUUAGUUAUUUCUCGAUAGGAUAGGAAGAACAUAGACACAGUGCGCUAUUCUAUGAUUUGACGUUCGAUUAUUUGUCGUGUCAUGUGACGAAAUAUCUUUUAAUUACAGACGAACUUAAAAAAAAACUUGCGACAGAAUUUACAAACGAUGAUUGUUGAAUGAUAUUUUUUCUUUUUAAAAUCUUCACUCUUCGUUGCGUUCUACGAAUGUCAUGUAUACGUACACUAGUUGUCGCAAGUCAAAUUAUAUUUUCCGGUAGCUUCUCGCAGCUAACAAUUUUUAUUAUUUUAACAUUUUAUUUUUCAUCUUUUUUUAUAUUAAUAAUAAUAAUAAUAAUAAUAAUAAUAAUAAUAAUAAUAAUAAUAAUAAUAACUAUUAUUAUUAUUAUUAUUAUUAUUAUUAUUAUUAUUACUAUUAUUAUUAUUUUUUUUUUUUUUUUAUAUCUAUUGACAUUGAUUUUUCCGUAACGUUAACGUUUCGCGUUUCUACGUUUCUUUUUUUUUUUAACGCGCAAUACAAUGGUCAUAGAGGUAUGACCUGAAUCAUUUUAUCGAACACAGUACCUUCCUAACAGUACUAUAUUAUUAGUUACUCCUAUCCUAAUUACCUCGAAUCUUGAUGGAUAUUGCGGAUAUCCAAGUACGUAAAUCGCAUCGACUUUGAUGUUAAGAAAAAGAAAAGGAAGAAAGAAAGAAAAAAAAAAAGAUGCAGAAAUGAAUAAGAAUUAUUCGACAAUGUUUAGACGGGUUGUUGUAGAGUACGUUGUUGACAGGAUGAAUAUAAAUAGUCCGAGCAGAUCGACGAUCACUUAAUAAUGAAAGGCGCUAUCUUACUGUGAUGCUGAAUAUAUACUAUAUAUAAAUAUAUAUAUAAAUAUAAAUAUAUAUAUAUAUAAUUAUACAAUUAAUAAUCAUAAUAACUAACAGGCAGCCUGACAAUUGCAGAAUUUGUUCUCCCUCGUCGAGAAAAAGAAAUUCUCUUUGCGUCGCGCUGAUCUAUUAAAACGAGAUAAGAAAAAAAAGCAACAAGCUAAUAAUUAAUGAAAUAAUUAGAAACGAUUACAUAAUGUAAUUAUUACGAAAAUGAUGAGAUAUCUAUAUUCGACGUGAUAUCAAUUAUAUCGGCCGUCGAUUAUCUGCCGUGCUUGCUGCAGUUAAAAUCGAUUUUUUCGGAAACAUAUAUAUAUAUAUAAUAUGUGCGUAUUUUUUUAUAUAUAUCUCUCUUUUAUUAUUUUUUCUUUUCACAAUGGAACGUAUUACAUAUACGUAUAUAUGUAUAUAUUUAUUAUUCUCGCCGCAUAAUUCAUGAUCUUUUUUUAGCAGGCGAGGCACGUCAGAAUCAGCGGCAUGUUUUUCUCUGACAUUGUAUCGACGCAUUUCUCUUAGCGUUUAUCGAAAGUUAACGGAAAUAAAACAGAAUAAAAAAAAUAAUAAAAAAGAAAAAACAAGAAAAAUCGCCAUGGAGAGUAACGUGCGCGUUACGAUUUAAAAAGAAAAAAUUUAUAUGUUAGUUAUCGCACGCUCGUAUAUGUAUAUGAAUAUGUUAUGUAUGUAUAUGCGUGUACGAGGGAGUGAUCGCUUUUUCUUUCAAUUUCUUUUUGUUGUGUGUGUGUGUGCGUGUGUAUGUAUGUAUGUAUGUAUAUGUGUGUGUGUGUGUGUGUGUGUGUGUGCGCACGCGCGCGCGUGUAUGAUGUGUGACCUAUUUGGCCGAUGCAAGUUUGAAUUUUUCACUUUAUUUGUCAGCAAUUGAAGAAAAACGAAACAAAAAGAAAAGAAAAGGAUAUUGUUCGUUUUAUCUCGAAACUAUCGAUGAAUUGUAUUUUUUAUAAAUCGCGUAAAAUUCGUUUCAUCGUAGAAUCUCUUUCGUCGAAAAUAAAAAAAUGAGGAAAAAGGAGAAGAAAAAUGAUGAAAAAAAAACGAGAUGAAAAAGAAGAAGAAGAGAGAUAUGAUAAACGAAUUGUAAAUCUUCUCUGCGCCGUUUGCUAAUAAUGCGUAUGCGUAUCCAGUAUUUUUUAUUUUUAUUUUUUUUUCUCUCGAUGAUAUAAAAGGAGCGGUUUUAAAGACUACAGGGAUUAUUAUGCAUAAUUAUAGGAAUAGUAAGAGAAGAAUUAUGGUGCAACAGAACAGUAUUUUUAUAUUAGCGGGGGUGCGGAAUUGUCCUCUUCUCAUCUUAUUAUUGGUAAUAUUUGAACGUAGAGUCAGAUGAUCAUUGCGCGACGUUUUUUUAUUGAUGUACGUAGGUAUUGGAGUUGUGCGUUAAAAAAAAAAGAAAGAAAAAUUUGAAAAAGAAAAGCAAAAAUCGCACGCGAAUAUCUUUUCAUUGCGAUGCGCGAAUCAGCGCUAAAUGAUGAUGAUGAUGAUGAUGAUGAUGAUGAUAAUGAUGAUGAUGACGACGACGAUGAUGAUGAUGAUGAUAAUGAUGAUGAUGAUGAUGAUGAUAAUGAUGAUAAUGAUGAUUUAUUGAUAAAUUAUUGAUAAAUUAAUUCUUAAGAAAAGUUCGUAACACAGUUCGUAAAUCUUUCUAAAACUAUUAUAUGUAUAUUAUUGAGCAUUUCGAUUACAGAUGAAUUAAUAUUAUUCGCUCAAUUAUAAAUCUCGAGGAAAGGAAGGAUAAGAAGAAGGAGUGUCCUUGAUAAUACGCGCACGAAGGAUGGAUUAUAAAUGAAAAAGAAAAAAUAGGAAAAAAAAAAGAAGAAGAAGAAAGAGAUCUUCGAUCAUCGUCUUCUCGCUCUCUCGAAAGAAAACAGAAAUAAAGAAUAGUCACGGACUAAUUAAUUUUCGCAUAAUGCUCUUAAUUUUCGAUUCUCGUUCGGAGAAAACAGUAACAAAGCCUUUCGAAAAUGUGUUAUUUGAAAUUAAGGAAAACAAAAUAAUCACUAGCACAUAAAAAAAGAACACACUAUUUACAUACACGACACUGUAAAACACGUUAGAAUUACUAUUUCCCCCUCUCCUUCCCACUUCUCUUUCUCUCCCCUCCUCCCCCCCUCUAUCUUUGUCUUUCUCUCUUUCUCUCUAUAUUUUUCAAGCAAUGAUGAUUAACUAUCUUACUCCAUAUGUAUUACAAUGUUAUUGCGACAAGCACAAGAUAGACCAUUUUUCAUUGUCGAUCUUCGUCUAAUCUUUAUGUAUCUCGAUCUUCUUUUUUAAAUGCACACACACACAUAUUCACGAUGCUGUCUUGCCUUUAAGUUUUAUUUUGACUUGGAAACAUAGUUCGUAAGGUAGGUUUGCCAUGUGCACUAAAAAAAAAAAAAAAAGAAAAAAAAGAAAAAAAAAAGAAAAAAGAAAAAAGAGAAAAAAGAAGAAGAGAAAAGGAAAAAAAAGAAUAAUCAAAUAAUAAAAAAGAGAAAAGUACGAGAAGUGAUCGUUCUCUUUCCAUUGUCUGUAUGAAGAAAAAAAUAAAGUAAAGGAAUAAUAAUUUAAAAAAAGAAGAAUAAAAAAAAAACGGAAAAGAAAUAGAUAUAACAGAACAAUUCAUAUCGGACGAUCGAGUAUCCGUUAUCAUAGACAAAAUUUUACUUACCAUAGUAGUGCCAUAACGAAACGAUUAUAUACUUCGAACGCGUCUAUAGUUGUUGGUUGUACAUAGAUACAUAUGCGUAUCGUACAAAAUUUUCUCAGCGAAAUAGUUUUUCGUUUUAACACUGUAGGUUAUUUCAACACCGCCAUUAUUUUUUAGCGCACAAAAAUAUCAAGAUUUAUUUAACCCUCUAUAACGCACUGUGAUCAUGUGUCUGUAUUGUAUUCUUUUUUCUUCUCUUUCUUUUUUUGUAUUUUUAGAUCUUAUUUUACAAUUAUUAAACUGUUUGUAAAACUAAUUAUUGAACUGUUGUAACAGACGAAAAUGCAACGAAAGAUUUCCUUAUUAAUGAAAUAUGCAAUUAUUAACAUUGACAUCGAUCAUUUAUAUGUAUACAAUAUUAAACGUUUGCCAACGGUGCUCUUAAAUAAUUUACAUUCUAAUUAGUUAUAGAGGGUUAAAGUAAUAUAUUGAACUGAUCCAUCCAUCGUUGUUGUGUUGUAUCACCAUGCUCGAUCAAUCGACAAUGAAUAAUUUUUUAUUAUGCAAUUGUGCGUGAUCUCGAGGACUCGGAUAGAUUUAUGCAUAUUGUAAACAAAAUGGAGAACAAAAUAAGAAAAAGAGAAAUAGUCGUCUCUAAGGCUUCCUGCAUAAGAACUCUAAUCUCAUUAUGUUUCUCAGCUAUAUUGUAUUCUAUUUUUUCUUAUUUAAUUAUAUAACUAUCGGUCAGUCUUAUCGAUAUGUAAAUGAAAAAGAACGUUAUGCAAUUCCGAUGUCGACAGAGCCUAUGAAUAUUUUUGCUUCGAAUAUUAUAUAUAUAUACAUAUAUACAUAUAUAUAUAUAUAUAUAUAUAUAUAUAUACAUAUAUAUAUAUAUACAUAUAUAUAUAUAUAUGUAUAUAAACGAAGAAAUUUGAAAAGAAAAAUGUAUCCUAGUUCCAAGAGAUAUUUACUGUCGACGAUUAUUAACUCUCAAUGUAGAAGUUUAUUAACCGAUGAAAGAUUAUCGUCCACUUCCACGGGAAUCUAUUAACAAGAUAUAUAUAAAUAUAAAUAUAAAUAUAUAUAUAUAUAUAUAUAUAUAUAUAUAUAUAUAUAUACAUGUAUGUAUUAAAAAAAAAAAUGCUAUUGUAAUAUAAUUAAGUCCAAAACACGAUUAUACGUAUUAUCUGACCAUACUUGGCGAAUGCAUAUAGAUAUGUAAAGAAAAAAGGAGAAAGAAAUACACAGAUACACGCGCAUACAUACACGUAUACAUAUACUUUCGCAUGUACUUAAAAACAAAAAAAAGAUUGUGAAAGAUUUCGUUAAUGCUUUCGAACGGAUUUAUUUGAAAUGUAUCAAAUAUAUUGGCGAUACUUAAAACUAUGAAAAAUAAAUGGGAAAGGGAGGUGUGCGAGAUACUGAUUCGAAGGAAAAUAUAAAAAAUUUAUAAAUUUAAGAAAAAAUGAAAGAAACAAAAAAAUAUAUAAAUAAACGAAAACGUUCAAAGCAUACGAACGAAGCUCGAAUUCCAUAUUAAUAUUGGAAACAGUAUUUUGCGUGCUUACUAAUCGCAUUAGAUAUAAAUAAUUCGCGGAAGCAUUUUUAUGUUUGGUUUAUCGAAAAUUACAACAUAUAUCUUGUAUAUUCUUAAAACCAAGGGGAAGAGAUAAGAAACAAAAAAUUAAAAUAAAAAUAACAAAAACAAAAUGAAAUGCGGGGACAAAGGAGAUCGAAAUAAUUAUUAUAUUCUCCAUGUUUAAAGAUUUAAUAUUUAUCGUCAUCGAAUCGGAAUAUCGCACGAGAAUGACUUUUUUCUGAUUUUCUCUCUCUUUCUCUCUCCCUCUCUCGUCUCCUCUUUCUCUUUCUCUUUCGACAAUCUUACGAUUGUCGACAAAAAUUAAUAGAUGUUAUCUUUAAGAGUGUCAUUUGAAAAUAAUAAGAUCAAAAGAAAGAAAUAAAAAAGAGAGAAGAGUACACAUUAUUAAUAUGAUAUUAUAUUACUCACCUCGAUAUUCCGUGUUGGUACAUACAUACAGGACGAAUCAGAAAAAUGUAAACGCAGCUAUUGUUGACUGAUAGAACAGUGAGUUUUAAAAGGCAUCGUAGAAAUGUCUUGUUUUUUUCUGUGGAUUACAAUAAACUAUUUUAUUCUAA